AUGGACUCCCUAUCCUCCGCCGGGAAGAAUCUCCCUGAGAUCCCCAGAUCUAAGUCAACUGAGAAGUUUACGAUCGUGGGAUUCAAGCACACCAACGAGACCGAGAUCCUCCUCUCCAUCAUCCACCACGGCUCUCUACGCAUGAGCUUCUUCCAGCCAAAGACAAACAAAGUCGGCGGCCCGAUUCCCCCGCCUAGGUCGCCCUACGUUAUCGCUGUCGGAUAUUACGUCCCUCCACACCUCUUUAUAUAG
This is a messenger RNA of Penicillium canescens, 252 nucleotides long. RefSeq lists its product as uncharacterized. The record is from RefSeq and is a predicted model, not a curated record. The transcript has a single exon. Lineage: Eukaryota; Fungi; Ascomycota; Eurotiomycetes; Eurotiales; Aspergillaceae. Bases 1 to 252 code for a protein of 83 amino acids.